This is a messenger RNA of Exserohilum turcica Et28A, 2616 nucleotides long. RefSeq lists its product as uncharacterized. Bases 1 to 2616 code for a protein of 871 amino acids. The record is from RefSeq and is a predicted model, not a curated record. The transcript has a single exon. NCBI's taxonomy places the organism in Eukaryota, Fungi, Ascomycota, Dothideomycetes, Pleosporales, Pleosporaceae.
AUGUCGAAAGAAGACGGUUCUGGGAGAAACAACCCUCCUCCACAUGAUGAGUCCACACACUGGGCAAACCCAACCCACGAAUCUCGGCGAAGGUCGUCAAAUAUCCUGCAAAGAAUCGACGAAGACACAGUACUCCCUUCGCUCGCAGUUCCGCAAAGAUCCUACGCAAUAGACCAAGACGAAGGCCGGUACCAAGAUGCACCGAGGAGAAGAUACUCGAACAACAACAUCUUGCGCAAAACUACCUACCAAGAAGAUUAUGCUACAGUGGGAAUGCGACCACGAAACAAUACCACUAGCUAUGCAGCGCCUACUAGAGCUUCUCGGGCCAAGAAGAACGAAAAAGUGGAGGUUCCCUCGUCGGCCGGAUGGAAUCGCAGAUCGAGAGAGAUUCCGAGCCGCCCAGAAAGUGCGGCGCUGCAGGGGUCUUCUGCACAGGGGUAUUACCACCAGAACAGUCCUGUAAUGCAGAGAACGCCGGGUUUUGAGAAUGGCUGGAACCAGAGUGCUGCGGGUAGUCAGGUACAGAGUCACGGCGGAGAUGCUGGAGAUACUGAAGACGAGACGCAGGUUGGUAGCGAUGUGGGGGUUAUACUUGAUCAGUGGAAGCGGGAAAAGGAGGAAGUAGAGGAAGAUUUAAUUGGUGCACAUGAAUUGGGGCGGCUGGACCAGGUCGAGCAGCUGAAGGUCGAGCUGGAGAGGUUGCGUGAGGAACGCGAUGAGGCGUUGCGACUUACACAGGCACUUCAACACCAACUGGAAACAACUCAGGACGAAGACGCGAGUCUACAAAAGAACGACAAAGAUUCGCAAGACAAAAAUACGGAGUUCGUUCCUGAAUAUCAGUCUAGCGAUGCUGGUGCUGAUGUCCAAGACUGGAAGAAAGAGUACGAGGAAGUCUUGGCCAUAUAUCAAGAACUUGAGGCUGCUGCGGGGGAACAUGAUGACGUAAAGCGGGAGCUACAAUCGAGCAAGGCGGAUGUAGAGAAUCUGAAACAAAAAUACGAUGCACUCUUGAUCAGAAACCAAGAGCUAGAGGAGAAGAUAGAAGCGCGAAAUCAACUGGAACCUGGCCUACCGCUCAAGGAAACUCCAGAAAUCGAGAACAGGAAACUACGAAAAGUAGUCGUAGAAAAAGAGGGCCAAAUUGUAAAACUUCAGAUAAAAGUAGGAGACGCACAAGAUAAAUUGGGGGAAUUGAAAGAAUUCGCCAAACAAAUCGAAGACGAGGCUUUCGAUAGCAACAAGAAACUCGAACAACUACGAAAUAUCGUGCACGACAUCAGCGAGGCCGUGGGGCAGCGCGCGCAAACCUUUUCCGGCGACCCAAACAUGGAUAUUCGAGGCUUUGGUGAUCUUAUGAAGACCUUUGUAGACAACGCUGAGGCUACCGAGUUAAUCGCAAAUAUCGACGAGCUAAUGGGAAAGCUUUGGCAGACAAAUGUGACUCUGGCACACCAAAUGGGGGAAAUGAAUUACGAAAUCUUGAGCCUUAAGAAGACAAAGAGGGACUCGAUGCGGGGUUUCAGUCUGCCAAAUCCGGGCAUCACAAGUCCAACGUUAAGUCCGCGACAGGCGGAUAGAGAUGGAUUUGAGAGUCUGUAUAAACAAGAACGGGAGAGGCGCAAAGCUGCAGAAGAGACACUGCAAGAGAGGGAUGCUAUCGCAGUAAAGGAGCAACAUUUGGAACUUUCACGGCAGAACGAACAGCUUCAAUCAGAUCUUCAACAAGCACAAGAAGAGCUUGCUGAUCUACGCAAGCAAGUCGAUGAGCUGCACCUGACAGCCGACUCCUGGAAAGACGAAUCGGAACAGAGCAAGAGAGAGUUGGAGAAGCGCAGUGAUGCAUUGCAGAGUUUCAUCGUAAAGCAACGGCAAGAAGAACACCAGUACAUCAAAGAGUAUCACGACAAGACGCUUGAUGAAUCUCACUGGGAAGUCGCACCUCUCCAGGAGAAGCUGCAAGCUCUUGAACAAGACAACCAAACACUCAAGCAGCUGUUUGAUCGUAGCCAGAGAAAGGAUAUACAAAAGGAGCAAGAAAUGAUGAGACUGGCAGCAACGAAACAGCUCGCACUGGCACAUAUCGACCACAUGGAGCAAGCCUACCACCUCGGCAUACCGCUGCCUAACAUGCCCCCUCUCCCCACUCUACCGACCGUGAAAGAAGAAUUGCAGGAAGACGACAGUUCAGAUUCCGACAGCAUAUGCCCCUCGUCGUGCCCGCCAUCUCCCGUGCGCAUCAGACACGCCCCCAUCCCCAACCGCAUCCCGCGCUGCCAACUGCCUGCCAGAGUCAAAGACCGCAAAACCAUCGUCGCCGCGUACCGCGCCGAACUCAAAGCAAAAACAGACCAAGAACUCCUCCGUCUAGCCUUCAACCCGCAGCCAUACGCCCACAGCAAAAAAGACCGCCACCACCCCUCGCCCGGCGACGAAAUCAUGGAAAAAGUCCGAAAGUGGAAACUCGGCAGGAUGUAUCCACCAACCAGCAAGUCGUGGGACGAAACGCGCAAGAAGAGCCCGUGGGAGCGCUGGGGAGCAAGCGACUGGAUUGAGAAAAAUGCGUCGGGGAGAGACUUGGAAAUUAUCGCCCAGAGCGGGGUGUCGUCUUGA